GCGGGGAAAAGCCAGGCGUUGGCCGAGCCGGGGAGGGGCUGGGCUGUCUCUUCACCUCUCAGAUCCACUGCGCGCUGCAACCGGCUCACCAGCAGCAGCCAACUUUCUGCUCUGCCCCACCAGCUGUCGACCACAGCUAUGUCCUCCCGCGGUCCCGUCAGCCCCACCGAAACCGAGCGUUGCAUUGAGUCGCUGCUGGCUGUCUUCUGCCACUAUGCUGGGAAAGAAGGGAGCAACUGCACCCUCUCCAAACAGGAAUUCAGAAAGUUCAUGGACACGGAGCUGGCGUCUUUCACAAAGAACCAGAAAGAUCCAAGCGUCAUUGACCGCAUGAUGAAGAAGCUGGACGUGAACUGCGAUGGGCAGAUCGACUUUUCUGAGUUCUUGAACCUCAUCGGAGGCCUGGCAGUAGCCUGCCAUGCCCAGACAAUGUCCUCACCCACCGGUGGGGGCCACAAGAGACUGUGAAGGCAUCCGGGCCAUUUCAAGCAAUGUCA
Molecule: messenger RNA, 497 nt
Organism: Candoia aspera
Lineage: Eukaryota; Metazoa; Chordata; Lepidosauria; Squamata; Candoiidae
Gene: S100A11
Product: S100 calcium binding protein A11
Exons: 3
Coding region: 139-468 (109 amino acids)
Biological process (GO): regulation of cell population proliferation
Cellular component (GO): cytoplasm
Molecular function (GO): S100 protein binding; calcium ion binding; calcium-dependent protein binding
Source: RefSeq, a predicted model, not a curated record